This is a messenger RNA of Triticum urartu, 2087 nucleotides long. Lineage: Eukaryota; Viridiplantae; Streptophyta; Magnoliopsida; Poales; Poaceae. The record is from RefSeq and is a predicted model, not a curated record.
AAAAAAACUAACAUUCUUCUUCCUGCGCCGUACUGUACAUCCCAACAGCCGCGGGCGACAGAGACGGCCCCCGGAGUUGUCGCCGCCGGGGAAGGAGCAGCCGAGGGUCGAGAUGACGGAGAAGGAUUCGGAGAUGCCGCACCCGGACGCCCAUGGCGCCGCCGCCGCCGCCACUCGUCCUAGGGAACGGCUGGGAGAUGAACAUGGAUCUGCUUCUGUGUGUCGUGUCAGCGCACUGGAGAAGGCAAUUGCAGGGUUCGAGCAGAGGGAAACUGAGGCCGUGGUCAAUCCAACCGUGGGGACUCUCUUUGUUUCUCUUGAUGAGGCCUAUGAAUUCUACAACAUUUAUUCCUGGGAAUCUGGAUUCGGAGUCACCUAUGGACCGAGUAGUGUGGAUUCUCAUGGAACUAAAUGCAUACAGCAAUUUGUUUGCGCAUGUGAGGGGAAACCAAGCAAGGACAGCAAUUCAUUCCGUCGGUGUGAAUGCACGGCGUCGAUUCUUUUGCUGAGAUCCAGAGACGGUGGAUGGUGUGUAUGCGAACAUCAAGUUGGGCAUAACCAUCCACUUUCUAAGACGUGUGCGCAGAGGUCAUCCUGGCAGUCUCACAACAGUAUCGACAAGAACACAAGGGACUUGAUUCGCCAACUAAGGGAAAACAAUGUGCCACACAUUGCUGAUAAUGAAGCAAAGGAUCUGCUGUCUGAGGAUCUCAGAAAGACCGUGGAAACCUUUGCUAGGAUCAAAGCAAAGGAUCCAACAUUUGAGUAUUCUGGCUUGCAGGUUGAUAGUAACUGUAGAGUAAGGCCACUACUCUGGACCAGUGGCCAGAGCGUUCAGUACCAAUACUUUGGUGAUGUGAUUAUCUUCGACACAACCUACAGAUCGGACGUGUAUGGAAUGCCGUUCGGCCUUUUUGUUGGAGUCAACAACUACUUCGAGAUCAUAGUGCUUGGUGGGGUGCUGAUGAUAAACGAGAAAACGGAGAGCUUCAAAUGGGUGUUGAGUCAGUUCUUCCAAUUAAUGGGUGGGAAACACCCCCAAACUAUACUGACCGAUCGCUGCGAGGCAAUUGAGGAAGCUGUGUUGGAGGUACUGCCAUCCACCACACACAGAUGGUUCAAGUGGCAUGUCCUUGGAAGGGCAAAGGAGUACCUCGGUUUUCAUUACACCAAAAGUAGUAGAUUCCGGGUGGAGCUCCACAGAAUUCUGACCGACACGCUAACGACUGAUGAGUUUGAGAGAGCAUGGGAGAUGCUGCUAGAGAAGCAUGGAUUGGAGAACCACCCAUUUCUGCAGGAGAUCUAUGAGGUUCGGCAUAAGUGGGUUAAGGCAUACUUCAGUGACACAUUCUGUGCUACACUGACUAGCACACAAAAGAGCGAGAGCGCGAAACACUUACUGAAACAACAUGUUCCACGGGAUUGCUCAAUGGAGCUUUUCGUCAAACAGUACGUGGAACUGCGGUCCGAUCAAGAACCGGACUAUGGGUUUGAGGAUAAGCCGACUACUAUGGAUGAGAUUGUUCUGAAAACAAAUCUGCCAAUCGAGAAGCACGCCAGCGAGGUGUACACAAGACCGGUUUACGAACUGUUUGUGCAAGCCAUACACGAAUCUGAAUCUUACAUGGUGGAGGCAGUCAUCCCCAACCUGAAGUACUUAGCACGGCAUCCCAGCAGUGAAACCAGGGAGAAAUGGUCUAGGGUGGAAUAUGAGGUCAAAGUUAGAGAAGACGGUGAGGUGUUCAUGUGCGUGUGCAAGCAAUUUGAGCACACGGGGAUGCUCUGCUGCCAUGCCGUCAAGGUGAUGAUCCACUUGGGGGUGCGUGUGAUACCAAGGCUACACGUCAUGCCACGCUGGACAACCAAGCCGCUGCAGUGCCAGAUGCACUGCCGCGGUGAACCACAGGAUGACACGUGCCAGCAGUGCAGGCACUCCGUGCUGCAUGAUAUGCUCUUUGGCCUAGCGCGCCGCGCCUGUAAGGAUGAACGGUACUAUGAGGUCCUCAUGAGCGGCCUCGACAGAAUGGAGCGAGGCAUGGCCGCGGCAGAGGCAGCACCCCCAACCGGCCGCGCCCAGCCGGCAUCAC